GUAACCUUGCUGUUAUAGCCUCUGGAAAAUACACACACCCCAGACACAUAGACACAGACACACUCUGUGAUUUGCUCUCCUGCUCUUGCGUGUAUGCUGAAGUCAGAACACCUUUUGUUCUGAGCAGUGUGCACUAAUGAGAAGCACCGUGAGCCCGAGGCAUGUGCACACAAACAUCCACCCACACGCAUUCACCUACAGAAGCUUACGUGCACACCCAGCAUGAAAUUCAGCAAGGCCUCAGCAUCAGCAGACUCUCGUUAGUGAGGCCUUGCAUAUAUUGUUCAUUCAAGCAUCUUUUGUGUGUGUCAAGAAUAUAGCAGUCUGUGUGUGCGGCUGUGGGGCUCAAUGCAGGUCAGGAAUAAAGGGCCGAUUGUGUAGCGACUUCUCUCAUUACUGUGGAAAACCCCAAAGCUAGCCACACCGCAUGAGUCAGCAAAGGACCAGGAGCACUGCAAGCGGCGGAGACACCCAGUGAGGGAUCAUUGGUUUUAACUUUGUAUGUGUGAGUGUGUGUGGGCAGAUGUAAAUACGCAGAAUACUGUAUGUGAUGGAUCUGUGGUGGAGUGAGUGUGUGGUUUAGUGGUGGUUGUGUGCAAUAAGUCCUAAAUCCAGUCUCUUCAGAGUGUGUGUGUUCACACUACUCAGUGGAAUGCCCUGUCUAAACAUCAUAACCUCUGUCCAGGGUAUCUGGUUUUCUUAGCAGAUAAACAGACACAGUGAAUUUCAUAAACCAAAUCCUAGAACAGGGGCCGAUAUAGAGUUCAGUGAUUGUUAGUCAUAACAACACUGACAAUGCAUGUGUGUACAUACUUCUUUAAACAAAGACUCAAGAUUACUCUUUAAACUUUUAUACAUGUCACAUCUUUCUUCUCAGGCCUUCGCAAAUGGAGCUGCUGUCUGCAGUGUGAGUGUCAAACCACUAGAGGUCUGUCUCUCUCCUGUUCACUGUUGUUUGGCUGUGUGUGUGUGUGAGAGAGAGUGAGACUUGACUGUAGUUUUUUGCUAGUUCCUCUUGUAGUGCAGGCUGCUGUUUCUUUUUUGAUUAAUAUCUUCUGUCUUGUGUAUCUAAUAUGUUUGUGUGUGUUAUAUUCUUUUCAUUCCUCCAUCACACACUUUACCUCCUCACAGGUACAUACUGUAUAAACCUGAAAUACCAUAUCACAGUGUGAAUUAUGUCAUACUUUCUUAUUUGUCUUUCUUGUAGAGGGUUAUGUGAGCAUUUUAAAUUUCUAUAUGCAACAUUCUCACAACAUCCUUCUGGCAUGUUUAAAGCAAUGUAUCUUAGCUUGAAUCUAAAGAGGCUAAAGGAAAAAAAAAAAACUGCCAUGGGAAUUUGAGACAAAACAAUCUUCAGAAAAAGAACCCAGCAGUGAAAUAAAUUAUUGAUUUGGAAUGUGUAGAAAUUACAUUUGUAUUGCUCAAAUUGUAUGUCUGUCUUUUAAAAACUGAUAAGGUUUAGGAUUCAAGAACCAGGUCACACUGUCAUAUUUAUUGAUUAAUGUAUAUGUGAAUCUGUGUAAAAAUAAAUUCCAGUAGGGAUUGAUCCCUACACGCUUGGAAGGCGAGCAAAUGUUAUUAAGUUAUUCAAUUGGUUGCAAUCUGCAAGGUAGCCACUAGAGGCCCCUAAAUCCUAAUCACUGGUCCUUUAAAGAUGACAUGACAUAAGUGUGGAUGUGAGACAACCGUUUUGCACUUGCAUGUAGUAGAAAUGAUUACAGGCUUUUUGUGGUGCUAGCUUGACGUUACUCCAAAAAUGUUAGCUCCAAGUCAUUGUUCAUACUCCUUUAGGUGUGUCAUCAUAUUAAAUCCAUAAAUUCUGUUUAUCACCAGCUUUUCAACAAACUUAAAUAUUCCACCUUUCAGACAACAAUGAUGUUAUUCAACUUCAACUCAUGGUCGAAUGUCCUUCCAGGUCUUAGGUCGGUUUGACCCCUCUGUUUACAAGUAUUACUGAGGGAAACACACCUGUUACAGCAUUAGAAAACGUAAUAACUGUAAUUUAAUUGAGACUUGGAAGUAUUAGCAAGUGCAAAUUCUGUGUUCUGAGUUUUGGUACUCAUUUGGUCACUCACGGUCAUUUUCUUUUGGGUUACAGAUGGUUUUGUUUGUCAAGAACUUCUGUCUGCGAGGCUUAAGACAAGGCAAAAAUUUCUGAAGGGCCUCCCUGCAAGCAUGUCUAGCAUUUUGAUUUGCCCUUCGAGGUUUAGGUGUGGAUAAACAUGACUGAGUGUCUACAGCCAUGCCAGCAGCUCUCUAAAGCUGUACUUGGGCACAACAAUAUUUUGACCUAAAUAUUAAUGUCAGCAUGCUAUUAUUCUCACAUGACAAUGUUAAUUGCUAGUAUAAUGUUUGCUGUUUUAACCAUCUUAAUUUAGCAUGUUAGUGUCCUAACAUUUGCCAAUUAUUAUUAACACAAAGUAAACAGCUGAGGCUGAUGGAAAUGUCUUUAGUGUUGGCUGUACUAAGGCACUGCAUGUGGCAUGUCUUGUAGUAGCAAUCCAUUUAUGCUAUCAGAUGUCAAGGUAUUUCAUUAAACAACAAAAAUAUAGACCUCAAGUUGGCUGUUCAACAGCACAAAGGACUUGUGUCAUUACACAACAGGUUUUGUCACUUUCUCUUGCAGCACAAUUUUUUCCAGAAUCUUUCAAGUCUUUUAACAAUCAGUACUAUACUACAAACUGUUCUAAACAAAACCACAAUAUUCACUAACCCUCACUACUUGACAUGGUAGUCAGAGUAUUGGAGCAAGAUUAGAAGGUCUGUGAAGACCAAAGUGUUUUCUAAAUUGAAUUAAUAUUUUGAGAGAGUUAGUCACAACUCUAUUGGUGUUAAAUGUGGAAGGCAGGGGGAGCAGGGAGGAUUGUAAAAUUUGUGAGGCUGCCUUUUCAAAAGGAACCCAAGCAGGUAGAUAGCCAGUAUUAUUUACUGCUCAUUCUAUAUGGGAAUUUUAUCAAUGUUUGCCCCUGUUGUGGAGGCGUGGCGCUGCCUGUGUGGCUGAUCUGACAUAGCUGUACAUGGUCACUGCUGCUUGUUAUGUAAAGUUUUUUGAAUUGCAAUGAAUUGAAUCCAUACACGUUUCUUUCCACAAAGGAAUUUGGAUACUCUUUUUGUCUAAUUUAAAACAGGAAUGUGCUAAAAAUAUAUAAGAACUUGGGUAGGACAAUCAUUUUAAGCUUAUUCGACCUGUCAAUAACAAGGGCAUAGAAGACUAGCAAUCAAAAUCUUCUUUUACUUUUUUUUUUUUUUUUACCAUUUUGUAACACUUUUUAAUUUAGUUUCAAUUCCCUUCAAAGACCAUGACCAUAUAAACAUAAACUCCCGCCUAUAGUUUAUUAUCUGAGUUGCCGUUAUCAUCCUGUGUCGUGCAAGGCCAAAGCUCCAACUGCUGGCCCCUGGUUUGUAAUGAAUCUGUGAGAGACAAAUGGACAGAGCAAGAUUAGGCAGAGAUGGGAUUGACUAAUAAUAGCGUCCACUAACAAAAGAGAAGGAGAGAGUGAGACAAUUGGGGGUGCAGUUAAAUAGAGGAACGCCAUAUUGUUGGCUGCAUCGCUGAUUUGUCCAUCCUGCCUCUGCUGUUGUCGGAUCUCUCUCCUGCUUCUGACACUGUGAGAUCUCAUCAGCAGGAUGCCUGAGCAUGUGCAAGAGAGGAAACCAAAGAUCUCAGCUUCAAGGAAGCUGAUGCUCAAGAGCCUGAUGGUUGCAAAGGCCAAAGAGGAAUUGGAACAAGAGAUCCUAGUUAAAGAGGAGGAGAAAGAGAAGUAUCUUGCAGAGAAAGCUCCUCCUCUAAACACCAGCAGCCUGAGCCUUGCACAGUUACAGAACCUCUGCAGAGAGCUCCAUGAAAAGGUAGAUGUGGUGGAUGAGGAGAGAUAUGACAUUGAAGCCAAAGUCAUGCUCAACACACGUGAGAUUAAAGACCUGAACAUCAAGGUGUUAGACCUCAGGGGGAAAUUCAAGAGGCCUAAUCUUCGACGUGUUCGUGUGUCUGCUGACGCUAUCCUUCGCUCGCUGCUGGGCUCCAAGCACAAAGUCUCUAUGGAUCUCCGGGCCAACCUCAAGUCUGUAAAGAAAGAGGACACUGAGAAGAAGAGGCCAGUGGAGGACAGUGACUGGAGGAAGAAUGUGGAGGCCAUGUCAGGGAUGGAGGGAAGGAAGAAGAUGUUCGAUGCUGCUAAGGGUCCUGCCCAGUGAACCCACAGGUGUCAUCACUCCUCCUGCAUCUGAAUUGGUUUCGUUUUCCCACAGUCUAUUGAGCUUUUGCAUUUCCAGUUAAUACUGUUAUUCUUGCGUAUGCUCCUGCGAUGGAGGUGAGAAGAUACCCCCACUUUCCCAAAGAGUUUUCUUCACUUUCCUUAAAGGUCCAGUUUGUAACAUUUAGGAGGAUCUAUUUAAACCAAUCACUGGCUCUGGUCUUUAGCGUUUUUCACGGCCACCACAAUUUCCCUCACACACUUGGAAGGCGAGUGGUAUUUAGUUAGUUGCAAUCUGAAACUUCGCCUCUAGAUCUCACUAAAUCCCACACACACUGGUCCUUUAAGAACUGUUUUGUUUACUGCUCGUUGAUAUGCUGUUAAAAAUUACUUUAUCUAUGUGCCACGUGCUAUUAUUUGUAUUGUUCUCAUAACUGAUAUUGCACCUGAAGCCCAGAGAUUUAGGCUUAUAUUUGUAUAGCUAUGUAAAAAAAAAUGCAGCUUGUAUUUCCAGAUAUUGUAACUUAACCAGCACGCCAAAUGAUAUUAUAGACAAUAAUAUGACCUAUCCAAAAUUAAAUUGCCUUUUUGAUAUUCUUGCUUGAUGUUUUUAUGAACUUUAACAAAGUGAUUUGUACGUCAUCAGCUGACGCAACAAUAAAACACAU
Messenger RNA from Morone saxatilis (striped sea-bass), 4861 nucleotides. It is a transcript of the gene tnni1a, whose product is annotated as troponin I type 1a (skeletal, slow). Bases 3628 to 4194 code for a protein of 188 amino acids. Gene Ontology annotation, biological process: muscle contraction. Gene Ontology annotation, cellular component: troponin complex. The transcript is spliced from 8 exons. The record is from RefSeq and is a predicted model, not a curated record. Lineage: Eukaryota; Metazoa; Chordata; Actinopteri; Moronidae.